Messenger RNA from Protopterus annectens (West African lungfish), 909 nucleotides. RefSeq names its product putative taste receptor type 2 member 33. Gene Ontology annotation, biological process: G protein-coupled receptor signaling pathway; sensory perception of taste. Bases 1 to 909 code for a protein of 302 amino acids. Gene Ontology annotation, cellular component: membrane. The transcript has a single exon. Gene Ontology annotation, molecular function: G protein-coupled receptor activity. Lineage: Eukaryota; Metazoa; Chordata; Ceratodontiformes; Protopteridae. The record is from RefSeq and is a predicted model, not a curated record.
AUGUCUCUGAGUAAGACAUAUGCUGCUUCGUUGGGUUUUGAAGGACUGCUUUGUAUCCUUGGCCUUCUGGGAAACAUUUUCAUUAUUGUCAUCAACCUUCUUGAAAUCCGAAAGUUGCAAAGUUUUCCACCAAGUGACUUGAUCAUCCUGGAUCUGGCUGUUUCCAACGUCAUUCUGCUGGGUCAGCUGUAUGCAUUUUCUGUGUACCAUUUGCUAGGCAUGCUAUGUCAUGUCACUAUGGCAUUUAAUAUUUUUGAAGCAAUAGUUAUGGCUCAGUGUUCAUGGCUCCUCACAUUGCUAUGCCUGUUCUAUUGUGUGAAGAUCAUCAAUUUUACACAGAGAUUCUUUAACCAGCUCAAGCACUGGUUGUCCAGUGGUGUAUAUUACCUGAUCCUUGGCACUCUUGUUGGUAGUGUUGCAAUAAGUUCCCUUCUUGCAUUUUGCACAUUAGAACUUAAAACAGGCAAUGCAACCCUCACUGGCAGCAACUGUACAUUGCCUGUAUUCCCAUCUGCAUGUAAGACUUCUUAUUAUAUAUACACGACAUUCACAAUUGUCCUGCCUUUCUUCAUCAUGGUGUUAAGCAGCUCCCUCAUCAUCAUCACUCUUGUCAGACAUCGGAAGAAGAAUAAGAAUCAUAAGAGUUUUGUUAGCCCACAUGACACUGUCCAUACCCGUGUGGCUAAUAUGAUUGUUGCCCUCAUUAUGACCUAUUUCUUGUUUGUAGUUUCAUUAGUUUAUAUGGCGAUCCUCUCUGAUUUUAAUCUUAACAUCAUACGUUUUCUGCAGGGCUUUUUCCUUUUUUGUUAUCCUGUGUGUAGUCCCUAUCUGCUUAUUUACGGAAACACAAAACUAAGGACUAUGUUUGCAGAUCUCAUCAGCUGUGUGAGAGGCACAGGGAACUCUUAA